ACUUCCUGAAGCUCGAGGCAGGAAAUUAUCUUGUAUCUCAGGAGUCCAGUGGAGAAAGUGCUGUCUGUCGCAUUGGUGGCGGCGAGAGCGGGCGGUGGGUCGGGGAAUUGGCCGUUUCUCUCGCUACAGCUACAGGCCUGUUUCCAUCGCAGCACCACGGCCCCCUCCUCCAGUCUCGACCCCGGCCCGGCUGCCGGGGGCGCUUCUUCAGGCUCCUUGACGCCGCUCCAAGGAGAAAAUACCUGGGCAUCGCCUGGGCUUCCAGCCAGGGGACUGGCUCCGGGGUUCAGCACUCCGGACGGCAGUAAGGAGUGCCCUUAUCAACCCGCGCCCUGUCCCCCUCCCUGAGCCAUUGACACCCUGGUCCAGAGCGACAGCCUUGGACCUGGGACUAGACGGAUCCAAGACGCUCAGCCCCGGCCUCCCACAAACGGGGUUCUGCAUCGUCUCUGAUAUGUCUCCCACCAUCUCCCACAAGGACAAUAGUCGGCAACGACGGCCAGGGACUUUCAACCACUCUCUGGAUAUGAAGAGCGGUCCUCUACCGCCGGGCUCCUGGGAUGAUGAUCAUCCGGAGUUGGUGGGCGGGGAAGGGGACAAAGAAGCUCUUCUGGGGGAUAUCGGCGCUAGUGACCUCUCAAAACCCCCAAGGAGCUGCCGGGCCGAAUUAAGCAGCAUUUUGCUUUUGCUCUUUCUUUACGUGCUUCAGGGCAUUCCACUGGGCCUGGCAGGAAGCAUCCCACUUAUUUUGCAGAGCAAAAAUGUUAGCUAUACAGAUCAGGCUUUCUUCAGUUUUGUCUUUUGGCCCUUCAGUCUCAAAUUACUCUGGGCCCCGUUAGUUGAUGCGGUUUACUUUAGGAACUUCGGCCGUCGCAAAUCUUGGCUUGUCCCUACACAGUACAUAUUGGGAUUCUUCAUGAUAUAUCUAUCCACUCAAGUGGACCACUUGCUCGGGAGUACAGAUGGCAGAAGCCCCGAUGUUGUUGCUCUCACUGUGACUUUCUUUUUGUUUGAAUUCCUGGCAGCCACUCAGGACAUCGCUGUGGAUGGUUGGGCGUUAACUAUGUUAUCCCGGGAAAAUGUGGGUUAUGCUUCUACUUGCAAUUCAGUAGGCCAAACAGCGGGCUAUUUUUUGGGCAAUGUUUUGUUUUUGGCCCUUGAAUCUGCCGACUUUUGUAACAAAUAUUUGCGGUUGCAGCCUCGACCCAGGGGAAUCGUCACUCUUUCAGAUUUCCUCUUUUUCUGGGGGACUGUAUUUUUGAUAACAACCACUUUGGUUGCUCUUCUGAAAAAAGAAAACAAAGAAGUAUUGGUAGGAAAAGAAGAAACUCAAGGGAUCACAGAUACUUACAAGCUGCUUUUUUCAAUUAUAAAAAUGCCUGCAGUUCUGACGUUUUGCCUUCUGAUUCUAACUGCAAAGAUUGGUUUUUCAGCAGCAGAUGCAGUAACAGGACUGAAAUUGGUAGAAGAGGGAGUGCCCAAAGAACAUUUAGCCUUAUUGGCAGUUCCAAUGGUUCCUUUGCAAAUAAUAUUACCUCUGAUUAUCAGCAGAUACACUGCAGGUCCCCAGCCACUAAACAUAUUUUACAAAGCCAUGCCCUACAGAUUAUUGCUCGGAUUAGAAUAUGCUCUGCUGGUUUGGUGGACUCCUAAAGUAGAACAUCAAGGGGGAUUCCCUAUGUAUUACUAUGUCAUAGUGCUCCUGAGUUAUGCAUUACAUCAGGUUACAUUGUACAGCAUGUAUGUUUCCAUAAUGGCUUUCAAUGCAAAGGUUAGUGAUCCACUUAUUGGAGGAACAUACAUGACCCUUUUAAAUACUGUGUCCAACCUGGGAGGAAACUGGCCUUCUACAGUAGCUCUUUGGCUGGUAGAUCCCCUCACGGUGAAAGAAUGUGUAGGAGCAUCAAACCAGAAUUGCCGAACACCUGAUGCUGUUGAGCUUUGCAAAAAACUUGGUGGCUCUUGUGUUACAGCACUGGAUGGUUAUUAUGUGGAGUCUGUUAUUUGUGUUUUUAUUGGAUUUGGUUGGUGGUUUUUGCUUGGUCCAAAACUUAAAAAGUUACAGGAUGAAGGACCAUCUUCAUGGAAGUGCAAAAGAAGCAAGUAAUGCAUUCAUUCACUACUGGACAUUCUAGAAAGAUUGGUUAAAUUCUAUGGGGAAUUUGCUGAGAAGAGAAUGUAAACUACUGAAAGGUCAUUUUCAUUGUUAUUUUUCUGAUCACAACUACAUUGUACUAAUGAAUCUGUGUUAAAAGACUAUUUUAAAUGUAUUUCCUGCUUUUGUAAGCAUUUAAGAUUUAUAAGAAGAUUAUUCAAACUAUUUUUUAUAAAAUAAAAGCUAUGACUUUUAAUUUAUUGAUUCCCCUUCCCACCCCCCUUUUUUGGAAGAUAUUUUGAUUCCUUGUUAAAUUUUACCCUAAAGCUUACAUAUGUUUUUUGUUGUUAAGUGCUUCAUGGCACAUGGACAGCUCAUGAAGGGGUCACAUUUAAUGUUGUAUGUAUGUUUAUGGCAAACUUUUGAAAAUAAAAGUUAAAUGUUUUUGUUUUAGUAGUUUUUUUUAUUACUGAGAGAAAAAACAGUAAAACUUACUGAUUAAGUAAAAUUUAAAUGAGUAAUACUAUAAUUUUAGAAACUAAUGCUUUAAAGAGGAGAAAGACAUUUUGUGCCAUUGACAAAUUAUAUGGUGGAAAAAGUUUUCUUAAUUAAGCACUUCACUAAUGAGAAAAGAUCUCACAAUUACUUUAUACCAAAUCAGGUACUAUUUUUCCACUUAUUAAAAUAUAGUCUUUUGUUUGUAAACGAUAGUUUCUACUGGAGAAUCACUAACCCAGGAGAAUUAAUUUUUUGAAUAUUUUAGCAGUUUUCAAUAUAUUAUGUGUACCUGGUAGUGAGAUUUCUUGCAUGUUUUGUGUUGUAUAGUACUCUGACUUUUUACAGAGAUUACAUAAAUCUUUAAACGUUAAAGGAAAAGAGAUUAAGUUGACUUUUUAUUUAAUAAUUCUCUUUGUGGGAAAAUACAUACUAAUGCCUGAUUUUGUUAAUUUUAUAGCAUAGGUUGAAUUUUAGAGAGGGAUUUUUAUAAGUAAUGGAGGAUAAAAUGGUGGUAGAAAAUGGCACUCAGCAUCUGAAGAAAGAUAGAGGCAGUGGCUUCUAGAACUCAUACAUUGCCAAUGGAAAGCCUGUGUUGGGCAUUGAUGUCAGAUCCAGAAGUAUCAUCUGGAAAAAUCAUCCUAGAAACACAUCAAACCAUAGACCACAGUACUUUGUCACAGGAAUUGUCCAUUCUCAUGUAUUAUAAUAAAAAUGUUUACUUGAAUAAAUAAAA
Sus scrofa (pig) is the source of this 3326-nucleotide messenger RNA. It is a transcript of the gene SLC33A1, whose product is annotated as solute carrier family 33 member 1. Gene Ontology annotation, cellular component: membrane. Gene Ontology annotation, molecular function: acetyl-CoA transmembrane transporter activity. NCBI's taxonomy places the organism in Eukaryota, Metazoa, Chordata, Mammalia, Artiodactyla, Suidae. Gene Ontology annotation, biological process: acetyl-CoA transmembrane transport. The record is from RefSeq and is a predicted model, not a curated record.